UCAAACCGAAAGUACUUUCCAGCCAGGUGAAUAACGGGAUGGUCGUGUGGCCAUGAUCGUCCUGGAUUUCUUCAAACAGGUUAUAUACGUUUCAGCUUCUGAUGAUGGCCGAGCCAACAUCCCGGGCACAGGAGAUCAUCUCCUGUGACCUUUGUGUCAAGCCUACCCAGCAGUUCUGUAACAACUGUCAACUCAGUUUGUGUGUGGACUGUGUUAGUAAACAUGUGGACAAGCUCAAGUACCAACAACAUGACAUCGUUCAUUUCAAAGAUAGAAAGGUAGAUUUUCCUGAGUGUGAAUUUCACACCAACCAGAGAUGUGAGGUUCACUGCCAGCAAUGUGAUGUUCCAGUUUGCCUGAAAUGCAUGCGUGGUCCCCAUAAUGGACACAAAAUUGAAGAUAUUCCGGAAAUUUUUAGUGACAAGAAAAAGGAACUUGAAAAGGAAAUCAGAGAAAUUGAAUCCACCAUUAUUCCGCAGUACAAGAAGAAAAAUGAAGAAACAGAACACACAUUAUCCUAUAUAAUGGCCGAAUUUGAUGAACUCCAAAGAGAAGAAGAAAAACAUAGAAAAUUCUGGCACCAAGAAGUGGACAACAUUUUCAAUAAGUUCGGUUCAUUGAUGAAGUCCAGAAAAGCGAAUCUCCUGGCUGCUCUAAACUCUCACCAAUCCAAAUUAACAAAUCAAAUUCCAAACAUGACCGAAACAGUUCAACAAAACAAAGAAAUUCUGAGGUCAAACAAUGUGUCUGCAGUCACUAACUACAAAUCCAAACUCGAGGAAUACAGAAACAUGCCUACUGAUAUUGAUGUCAAACUGCCAUCACUCAAAACCAACACAGUUCAAGGGAGAGAACUCAGCCUGGAAUUAGGAGAAUACAAGGCUAGCCUGACACAGACAACACUGCCCAGUCUGACAGAGGAAGUCUCCCAUUUAUCUUUACCUAAGAUGUUAGAGCAAGCCAAAUCAGUUACAACCAUUCCUGCUAGAGUUAAUCCUCUACUCCAUGUUGCCUGUGUGAGAGUGAAUGAGGCCUGGGUUAGUGAUAAAGAUAAAACAAUAAGACGUGUUGGCAUACACGGGUCUGUACGAGACACUGUCACCACCACAUGUUUAUACUGGCCUGAUGACAUCACAGUGACUAGACAGGGAGAACUGGUAUACAGUGAUAGUCGCAAUAGAACUGUGAACAUUGUCAAACACGGGAGAACAGAGACACUGAUAACCACACCACAGGGCUGGCAUCCAGACAAACUAUGCUGUACUAAGUCAGGGGACAUCCUGGUCAGUAUGGGUACUACUGAUGAUAGCCAAAAUAAAAUUGUCGGUUAUCAGAAACACACAGUGAAACAGGAAAUAGAUAGAGAUGAAGAUGGAGAACCAAUCUAUAAAGGAGGAGAUUACUCACUGUAUGUGGUGGAGAACAACAAUGGAGACAUCUGUGCCUCUGAUAAUAAUGCUGACACCGUGAUCGUGGUGGACAGGUCAGGAAGAGUCCGAUUCCGAUACGACGGUACACCAGCCAGGAGGAAGAAGUCAUUUAAUCCUAAACAUAUAGUGACAGACUCCAUGAGUCAGAUCAUUGUGGCAGAUUACAAUAAUGCCUGUCUACAUAUCCUGGAUCAGAACGGACAGUUCCUGAGAUGUGUGGAUAAUUAUGGACUAGAUAAUCCUAACGGACUGAGUGUGGACAGUGAGGGGAGGCUGUGGGUAGGGUUACGUGAUUCAGGAGAAGUGAAAGUGAUUCAGUACAUGAAAUAAACACGUGAUAUCACAUACAGGCAUCAGAAAAUGACAGAGAUCACACGGUGCUCUUGAUACAUACAUGUCUUGGUGAUAUCAUUAUAUAAAACACUUAAUACUAACCCAAUGGGGGCACUGGCAAUAUGCAAAGUCCACUUUGCCUGUGCUACCGGUAUUUGUCAUGCAAAGAUAAACCUGAUAUCUCUGCUUUUUCAUGGAAGCCAAGCAAAAGGACUUUACAUAAAACUGUAGUGUCAUCAAUUUAAAACAACAAUGCACCCGUGUAAGAGUCUAAAACAUUUCUUUCUUAAUAAUGACACAAUUAUCAGUAUUAGUUGCACAUGAAUUUAAUCAAUAAUGUACACAUGCUAUAGGUAGUAUUUUAUGUCGAAAGUAUAAUUAUAAUGACAAAUUACAUCAAAUAAUAUCUCGUUAAAAAUCAUAUGGAGGAGUUCUACUUAAGUUUGAAAUACUUAAUUCUUGGAUGUACCCUGCAUCAAAAUGUUUCAGAGACUUGUCCAGCCCUUUAAAGUUUUGAACACUCUGACUUUGUCCUCUAAAUCAUGAACUCAUACAAAGAUGAAAAUGAAAGUGCAGGUGGUUUCACAUUAUUUGAUGGACCUAACAGCUGAUAACGAUCUUGUUGAAUGGUGGCAAUUUUUCUUUAAACUGCGUAAGUGCAGGGUCAGAGGAAGAAAAGACCUCAACAAUGGGAAAGAGAGCAUCUGUAGAAGUACUGUUUGCAAGAAUAUCGCAAAUUAGAUCAUCUUUUUCCUUCUUCUUAAAAUCGAUGUCGCUAUUGAUUUUAAAAUGUUAAUAUUUGUUUUCUUUAUGUUCUCCCGCGUCGCCAUACUUGUUACACGCAUGAUAACUGACGUAAACUUGGCAACCUAUCUAAUUUUAUGUAAAGCUACCUUUAAUACAGGAAUUAUCAAG
Messenger RNA from Ostrea edulis (European flat oyster), 2678 nucleotides. Its product is annotated as E3 ubiquitin-protein ligase TRIM9-like. Gene Ontology annotation, molecular function: zinc ion binding; ubiquitin-protein transferase activity. Gene Ontology annotation, biological process: positive regulation of DNA-templated transcription. The coding region runs from base 102 to 1760 and encodes 552 amino acids. The transcript is spliced from 2 exons. Gene Ontology annotation, cellular component: nucleoplasm; chromatin. The record is from RefSeq and is a predicted model, not a curated record. NCBI's taxonomy places the organism in Eukaryota, Metazoa, Mollusca, Bivalvia, Ostreida, Ostreidae.